CAAGAUGCCGAAAAGAUGGAACUUACAGUCCUAUACAAACACCGCUGGCCAAUAUGUUUUGUUGCGCAGAUUUUUGCAACGGCAGUCUUAGCCAAUGUGUUAUUGGCCCAAAAAGACCAGAGUGCGCCAAAAAGGAGUUUUCUAAUUGUCAAUUUAAACGAGCAGUCGGCUUGGCAAGAAACAAAUACUGUCAAUGGAUUGGUGGAUAUAUCCCUCAAUGUGAGAAAGACGGAAGUUAUUCUUCUGUGCAGUCCAGUCCCACUGGCUACAGUUGUUGCGCUGAACCUGAAUGUGGCGAACAAUCAGACUGCGUUAGAGCACCAGAAGUUCCACAUUGCAGCAAAUAAGAAGAGAAACAUACCAAGAAAACAAGAAAAACCAGAUUAA
Molecule: messenger RNA, 387 nt
Organism: Dendronephthya gigantea
Lineage: Eukaryota; Metazoa; Cnidaria; Anthozoa; Malacalcyonacea; Nephtheidae
Exons: 3
Coding region: 16-387 (123 amino acids)
Source: RefSeq, a predicted model, not a curated record